Rhea pennata is the source of this 4947-nucleotide messenger RNA. It is a transcript of the gene TP53I11, whose product is annotated as tumor protein p53 inducible protein 11. The record is from RefSeq and is a predicted model, not a curated record. NCBI's taxonomy places the organism in Eukaryota, Metazoa, Chordata, Aves, Rheiformes, Rheidae. The transcript has 8 exons. The coding region runs from base 619 to 1188 and encodes 189 amino acids.
AGGGGGAGCUGGGGCAGGGGCGGCCGCGGACGGUGCUCUGCCGCCGGGCGCCGCCGCUCGCAGGCUGCUGGCCUCCCCUCGGACGGGAGCGAGUUUAGGAUCUGCUGCUCGCCGAGCCCUCGGGGCUCACGGGGACCCGGCUGCGGUCAGGCACCGUCGGGGGCUGUGUGUCCUCUGCAGGAUCCUUCCUGUCCCCGGCGGGGGGCGGGGGUUGGCGUCCGGCGAAGGCACCGCAGGCAGCCGUGGUGCUGGGAAAGCGAAGAUCGUGGUGACCUCAGAUUUCUUCUCUCUGGACCUGAGAACGUCUCCUGGCAUGCAGAAAUGAGUUGCCUGCAGUGGCCUACGAGUGCUGCAUUGUAGCCUGAUGCUGAACUGAACACGAGGCCUCCCCAGUGCUCAGCCAGUAAGGGAAGUGCUUGGAAAGAUGAAGAGCUGUCUGCUGGCAUAACAGGAAGUUUUUGUUUUUUAAACCUUGUGAAGUUUCAUGUGACGGCAAAACCAUUUCCUGCCUACUUUUUUUUUUUUUUUUUUUUCCCACAAAAAACCACACACAACCAAGAGUGAAAGGCUAUCAGCCCUCAAGUUUCUAGCCAAACGGGCAAGUGCCUGUGCAUCGCCAUGGCAACCAAACAGCCCCCACCACUGAUGAAGAAGCACAGCCAGACAGACCUGGUGAGCCGGCUCAAGACACGGAAGAUCUUGGGGGUUGGUGGAGAAGAUGACGACGGGGAGGUUCAUAGGUCAAAGAUUAGUCAAGUCCUGGGGAAUGAACUAAAGUUUGCUGUCCGGGAACCACUGGGACUCAGGGUCUGGCAGCUGGUUUCCGCCGUCAUGUUUUCGGGAGUCGCCAUCAUGGCGCUCGCUUUCCCAGACCAGCUCUACGAUGCCGUCUUUGACGAGGAGCCGGUGAGCAGCAGGACGCCCGUGCGGCUCUACGGGGGAGCCCUGCUCAGUAUCUCGCUCAUCAUGUGGAACGCCCUGUACACAGCCGAGAAGGUCAUUAUCCGCUGGACCCUGCUCACGGAGGCCUGCUACUUCGCCGUGCAGUUCCUGGUUACCACUGUCUCUCUGGUUGAGAGUAGCCGGAUAGCCACAGGUGCCGUGCUCCUCCUGGUCAGCCGAGCCCUCUUCAUCCUCAUCAGCAUUUAUUAUUAUUACCAAGUUGGACGCCGUCCCAAGAAAGUCUAAUUCCCAGGCUUUAUGUCAUGGGAAGGGUGGGGGUGGGGGGGAGUUUGUGUCGGUAAUUUUGCAUUAUAAUUAUAACUUUUUUUUGUUAGUUCCUUUCUGUUCUAAAGUGGUUUCAUUCUUUUCCACUUACCGGCAUGAAUCAGUGUGUAACCUGGUGCUGGUGGCAUUACCAGGUUAAGUAAGUGUGGGGAGAGCUGUGUCACGCAGGUCCCCCCCCACAAACCCUUCUGGAGGAGGCAAGCAAACAGCAUGAGGAAGGCUCAGGGAGGUGUACAGGCCUGGCAGGCUCAGGGAAAAGAGCUGGUUUCCCCGGGGAAACUGGCCGAUGGGAUCACAGGCUCUGAACCCUUUGAACAAAGCACAAAAAUCAGAACAGCACAUUGAAACCAAAUCCCUGAAGAGAAAGGGAGUUAAACCAGUGAAGGACUUGGCUACUCCCUUUGGUCGGUCAGUCAGUCAGUCUUGCACCUGCCUGUUAAAGAGUAUCCUCCUAUUUACAGCAAGCUCCUCUUGUAGCAAGUACAGGUCAGGUACCUGGGAAUUAGCCAGGAUUAGUUCUAGUUCAGUGCUGCGUUUGUAAUUGCAAACUGCUGCUCUUUCCUUGCUGCCAGAGGUGCCAUCCUGUAUUUAUUUUUGCACUGAAUGCUAUGCAGAGCUUGGCAGGAGAUAUGGCAAAAGAAGAGGAAGACUCCUUACUUAUUCCCUUCACAGGGGUAGCAGUGGGAACAGUGGAGCCUUUUGGAUUGUAAUAUGAGAGAAGUGAAGGAAGCUGCUGGGAAAACAGCUUGCUGAGCAUGACAAAAAUCUCCUUGUUUGGGGUGUUUCAUGAAGUUUCUGAGCUGGGCUCCUGUCCCCUUCCCCUCACCAUGUUUUCUACAGGUGCAGCUUCCUUGGUGGUUGUGGUAGUUGUGACACAGUGUCACGGUGGUAGCUGUGAGGUAGAGCAGCUGAUGUGUUAGCUAACUCGGGUGCCAUGUGUCUGUCUUGCUGUUGGUAGCAUUAGAGAGCAAGGCGUGAGUGCCAGUGCAGGACUGGUGUGAAGCAGCUGGUGAGAUGAGUCCUAGAUGUGGGAGCCUGUUCUAGCUGAGCUUAUAUACAAGCAUUACACUUACUUACUUCCUUUGACUUUGGGGAGAAAGGACCAAAGUUUGAAGCGCUAGAUACUUAAGAUACUACUUAUUGGGGAUGAAGAAGGGCAAGGAGGAGAAUGUGCAAAGGCAUUACUGCCUUCUCCAAAUCAAUCAAGGAACGACUGAAGGUACGUUCGUACUUGUUGGCCAGUUCCCCCAACACCUAUUGGGGUUACCAGUACUGGUUUCCCCUACUUUCUAGCUAUUUCCUUGCAGAAUAUUCCUGUCCAUAUCUGCAGGCUGCAUUCUUGUUCUCUAUGGGACUAAAAGCCAAAAGCCCGCGUAGAGCGGUUGGAUCUUUUUAUUCAUGAACAAUCAUUGGCUGGAUCAAAGUGUGCCCUGGAGGAAACUGAUCUCCCAAAAUCCCAGUAGGGAGCUGCUUAGUCAGAUAGAACUGCUUGGGUGAACAGCAGACUUCAAGCAACUGAUGACGUUAGGAUCUAGUGCUAUUGCUGUUAAAUAUCUUAGUAUAGUUAGUGGGUAGUUACUGUAUGUAUGUUAUUUGUUAGUGCUCUUGGUAUUUAGAAGCAGCUGCAUAAAUUUAAGAGACGGUGUGUGUGCACUGCACCUAUUGGCCAUGCAAAAUAUGUCAGGUAGGAACAUUGAAAAUAUUUGAACCAAGAAAUAAUACAAUUGUAUUUUUAUUUUUUUUUUUAAAAAGAAAAAAAAAAGAACAGAAUCUGGUGCAGAGGCAACAUUCAACAGCAAGCUGAAUGCAAGAGCCUCCCCACACAUGCCUCCCAAGCUGCUUUACUAAAAUUGAGCUUUAAGAUAGGCCUACCUGUUUAGGUGGAAGAGUCAGGCUCUAGGAGGGAAAAUUUUUCCCUGUAAGCCAAGAAAUGGUCAAGUGCAGCCCAGGGACCAGUACAUACCAGAAAGUGACCUGUUGCUGCAUCGGGGCUGAAAGGUGGCAGGCUGUGGCUCUUGCUCUCAUUGCACACACCACCUGCAUGGGCAGCUGCAAUGGCACAGGUACACGCAGCUUCAAUGCAGUGCUUCAGCUGUAGUUGUUAGUAUAGGUAAGAUGCUUGAACUAGGUAAAUUUGGGGGUUCCGGCAAAUGUGUUCACAGACUGGUAAGUGGUGUUUAGGGAGCAGAGGAAGGAGAGGAGACUGUUUCUUGGAAUGUUGAGCAAAAUUAACCAUUGCAAAGGCAGGCUUAUAGCGAAAUGAAAUGGAGGGUCAUCUUACUGAUGCCCUUUUCUGCCCUAGGAUGGACUUAUUUACACCAUGACUUUGAAUCUGUAGAUGGCUGCCUGAUUAGGUACCUUUCAAGGGCUGUCCAGGAGAUGAGACAUAUGUUCUCACACUGUGUUGAGAGCAGUUCUCCGAAGGCUCAUUGAUGGUAAAAUCAGGUAUGUGUAUUUAAGUCUUUCUAGAGGAGAGUUUUAAAUCAAGUGAGGUCAGAUCCCUCUUUGGUCCCCUGCUUCAUAACUGUCUCUGCAAAACUGAAACCAGUCAGCCACCUCGAGCUGAUGCUACUUCUAGUUUUGUUAUCUGAUGUCUUCUACUCCAACACAGAACAGAGUCUGGCGGUGGCCUCCAAGGGAUUUAAUGCUAAUUGGUACCUAGCCCCAAAAGGGGAGAGAUGAAGUUCUCUUGUUUUUUCCUGUCUGUUGCUGCAGCUUGUCCUAAUAGGACUGGUUUUAUAAACUAUGAAAAUGGACUGGGGCUGUAGGUCCAUCUCUUACAAAGUGAGAUGGGGCAAAUGGACGGCCCUGUCUGGCAACUGCUACAGGAAGGCUUUGGUCCCUUUCCUCCAGCAGUACCUCACAGAUGAAACAGAGCCCAGGCAGCUGGAAGAGAUGGAUUUGUAGCAGGUGAGGGUGGGAGGGAGUUCUGAAGGCCACUUGAGGCUGGAGCUGAGGCAGAGUACUGCAGCACUGCCAGAAACCAGCUGUGGGUCUGUCUUCACUCCACUACGCAUGGGGAACAUUCCUAAGGAUGGAAGGGUUGGGAUCACAGCUACCAGUGGUAGCUGAGCAUAUAAUUUGGGAUCAAAAGCCUUAGGCAUCUCUUCAGGCUCUGGCACUGAUCUGCUGUGAAGAAAAAAAAAAUCCCUUCAUCCCGACAGGUCUGUUUCCUCAUCUGUUAAACUAGGGGGAAGAUCUUGGACUGUCGUCAUCUCCUUUGGGAGGCAAUUUUGCAAAGAAUUACCUAAUUACAUUUGUACAGCGUGGUGCAGGGGGGAAAGCCACGUGUCCCCAAAAGGCCGUGCUCCGAGCAGGCACAGGCCAGGACUGAGGCUGAGCCCCUUCCUGCAACUAGGCAGGCCCAAACCCUUGCAUUUGUAGAGUCCUCAUCGUUGACGGCGAAGCAAGCUGAUCGUUCACAUAACUCUCUACAUAGCCUUAUUUAGGCCUAUAUACACUGCUAUCUGGCAAACUGGAGCUGGUGACAAAAGAGAGGCUCUGUCUGCCCUAAGCUAGCCUCUCCUUUCUAGUCUAGGGUUUUUACUUGAGGGGUGGUUGGGGAGGCAGGGGGGUGAUGGGACGACAAUACACUUCAGUUUAUACCUCAUUUUAGUUGCUGUACCUGAGUUUAUUCUUCCUCCUCUGGUAAGAAAGUGACUGUACUUAAACACCAAACAAAUAGUGAAAAAUUAAAGCCGUUUCACUUCACUGUCACAA